AAAAAGAAGAAGAAAGAAACCCUGUCUCGAAAAAUAAAAAGUAAAUAAAAGCCUGGAGACAAUGGCUGGAGAUGUUAAAGCCGCACUGCUUUGGAGGGGAACUAAGUUCCGUUAUCACUUUUUUUUUUUUUUUAAAUUGCUUUGGCGUUUUGGGACAGGGUUCCUCUUUGUAGCCUAGAACGCUCUGUAGACCAGCCUGGCCUCAUCAGAAAUCUGCCUGCUUCCACCUACCUCCCUAGAGCGGAGAUCAAAGGUACGCAUCACCACAGCCCGACCGGGCGCACCUACACUCAUGCAUAUAAAAUGUUAAAACAUUUAUGGAUGUGAAGUGUGCGCGCAGAGGACUGGACACGCACUACAGUCUAAUAGAGUGCUUGUCUAGCAAGUAUUAGGCAUGAAAUCUUGGGUUAAAUUCCAGCACCACAGUACGAUGGGCGUGGUGGGGAACCUGAAAUGUAGAACUAUACGGUUUGUCUCCAGGAGGUCCUUGACAUACGUAACAAUGCGCAGUGAAAUACCCAUCCAGUGCUCUUUUCUCCAGAAAGCAUUCAGAGGCUGUGGUGGUUGGGAUGUAUCGUUUUUGUGAGUGUCCUAAGCGACUCGAAAAGGGCUUUGUUUUAGAUGGGGUGGCUGUGAGCACAAUGGCCCAGGCCUACAGCCUCUCGAGGCCCAAGGUAUGGUCCGCGAUUCCACCCUACAACCCACAGCAGGACUACCACACUCGCAGGUACUUCCGGAGCCACGUGGUUCCGCCCAUUUUGCGGAAAACUGAUCAGGAUCGUGGCGGUACAGGAAGGGAUGGCUGGAUAGUGGAUUAUUUCCACAUUUUCGGUCAAGGACAGAGAUAUCUGAACAGGAGAAACUGGGGAGGGGCAGGGCAUUCCCUCCAGCAGGUGAGUGGACAUGACUACUACAAUGCCAAUCUGAAGCCCAUAACGACGGGCUUAAACGGCCGAUUCGGCUACCGCAGGAACACUCCAGCCCUCCGUCAGCGCACGUCAGCGUUUGGAGAAGUCACUCCAUUCCCUGUCUUCUGAAGAUGUUGCUUUACAGUAUUUGACAUGAAUCUCCAAGACAGAUGUUUAGAUGAGCUGUCGAUGCUAUUCUAUAUUUUUUAAACAUGCAUUUGUGUCUCCAGGUGUGUUCUUUCUUCUCUGGGGUAGGAGGAGGGAACAAGUUGGUUUCUGUACACUCAGUUU
This is a messenger RNA of Alexandromys fortis (reed vole), 1199 nucleotides long. RefSeq names its product sperm microtubule associated protein 1 (gene Spmap1). The transcript has 3 exons. Lineage: Eukaryota; Metazoa; Chordata; Mammalia; Rodentia; Cricetidae. The coding region runs from base 570 to 1037 and encodes 155 amino acids. The record is from RefSeq and is a predicted model, not a curated record.